GGUAAAAAAGAAGAAGCAGCAGCAGUUGGCUGGUGGGGAAAAUCGUAUUUCCGUUCCGUGUGCAAUCGUGAAUCUUCAAUAGAAGACUGCAUCCCGUGGUCUUUUUGUUCUUCUGUAAAAAAAAGGAAAAACGAGGUAAAGGGCCCAGAAGCAAGAGAAGGAGGAGAGGAUACGAAGCGAAAAGCGAAAAGGGCAGGAGAAGGAGUGUGUGAAAAUUUGGUAACUGGGAUUCGGGUCCUUUCGAGCAUGUGGUGGCGUACUGUGAGUGACGUGAAAAUGGAUCUGUGUUAAAUUCUGCUGCAGCAAAUCCAACGGGGAAAAAGUUUACCAGUAAGCCAUUUGGUGAAUAUGAAAUUGUGAUAACUGGCCAAACCGGGAGCUUUACGCUUGGUGCAAAGCAAUCAAUUAUCGUAGGAAAAUCACACGGGAAAAAAAUCAAACAAACCAGUCGCAACCGAAUCGGGAUCUUACAUCACAGGAGGAUACCCCGUAUAAGCUCGUAGACGACACCCGGAAGAGCGCAGCAACCCGGACCGGUGAACGAUGAGGCGAACACGUCGUGGGCGCUACUGGCACAUGGGAAUCGUAUUCCUGGUGUACUCGAGCUUUCAUGCGUACUCGGCGACAACCGGCAGCAGCGGAACAACCAGCGCCGAUUUUGAUCUAGCGGAAUCGGAACCCCCGUCUAACGAAUCGCCCAAUCCACUGUACUACGGUGACAGUAGCAGUAGCACCACAGAGUCCGGGUCCGAGGAGGACGGAACGACGGAGAGCGCUACUAAGGCAACGUACACGCACCAUGGUCACCCAACAUGGCGACCGAGGCGAGAGAACUGUACUCCUCCGGCGAUCGAGCAGUUCCCACGACCGCUGAUGGGACCGAACGUGCGGAAACACGGUGGCCUAGUUCUCCAUCUGCUAGUGGCCAUGUUCACUUUCCUGGGGUUGGCCAUCGUGUGCGACGACUAUUUCGUUUCCAGCUUAGAUAGGAUCUGUGAAGAAUUGAAACUGUCACCAGAUGUGGCUGGUGCUACCUUCAUGGCAGCUGGAAGCUCGGCGCCGGAGCUUGCGACCGUUGUGAUAGGUGUAUUCUUCGCAAAGGACGACAUUGGGAUCAGCGGAGUCAUCGGUUCAGCUGUCUUCAACAUCAUGUUCGUGAUUUCGGUGUGUGCACUGUCUUCCGGAACCGUACUGCAGCUGAAUUGGUGGCCUCUGGUUCGGGAUUGUACCUUCUAUUCGAUCGCAAUCCUGGUGAUGCUGGUAGUGAUCUUCAACGAUGUCAUCUCUUGGGUGGAAGCACUUGUUAUGAUGCUGUUCUAUGUUGUCUACUGCAUCGUACUGCACUUCAACAGCCCCCUGGAAAAGUGGGCGCACACCUGGAAACUUCCUAUCAAGCUUCCGACGAAAGAGGAGCAGUUUGCGCUGGUGACCUACAAGAAUCUUCCGGACACGACCUACACGCAAGGACAGCAACCGGGUGGUACGGUGGACCAACAGGAAUCACAACAAACGCAGCAACCGGUGGCAAUGGAUCAGGGUUACGCGGAUCCCAACGCGAGCUGGGAUCCAAAUGCUGCAUGGGUAGAGGGGGGCGCCGUUGCAGCUCCAGCUCAGACAAACAACUAUUCGACGAAUGCCUACGAUCCUAAUGCUGAGUGGAGUGGACAACAAAACUACGGAUACGAAGACCAGUAUGGACAGGAUCCUCAGCAGCAAGCUGUACAACCUGCAGCGCAGACAACGACCGUUACCACCGGAGCUGUUCAGCAAGCAACCACCGACAACUACUACAAACCGAAGGAACCUCGGCCACAGGAUUCGCACAAUCCACUGGAGAAACCGACCGAGGGAGGCCCGUUCAAGUUGGUCGCCUGGUAUAUCGUUUAUCCGAUCCACUACACGGCCCGGAAAACUAUGCCCGACUGCAAAACGGAGAAGUAUAAAAACUGGUAUCCAUUCACCUUCCUCGUGUCCAUGAUCUGGAUCUCAUUCUACUCAUACUUCAUGGUGUGGAUGAUAACGAUUAUCGGCUCGACCCUCGGCAUCCCUGAUACCGUCAUGGGACUAACGUUCGUAGCUGCCGGUGUUUCCGUCCCGGACGCCCUUAGUUCCAUUGCGGUCAUCAAGGAGGGUCACGGCGACAUGGCCGUCUCCAAUGCCGUCGGUUCCAACGUAUUCGACAUUCUCAUCUGUCUCGGUUUGCCCUGGUUCAUUCAGACGGCCAUCAUCAAACCGGGCUCGCAUGUCAAUGUCAUCAGCAAGGGCCUAACCUACUCGACGCUGUCGUUAUUGUCCACCGUGUUUUUCCUCCUGGUCGCGACCCACAUGAACGGCUGGAAGCUGGACAAACGUCUCGGUAUCGUCCUGAUGGUGUGGUACCUGAUCUUCAUUACCAUUGCCUCGCUGUACGAGCUCAACUUCUUCGGCCAGCUGAACCCACCGGAGUGUCCCAGCCUCUACUAAACGCCGAACGUGUGUGGUUCCAGCCAUCAUCUGUCAAUUCAUCACUAUCCCCUGCACAGACAAAAACACACACUCACGCCCUCCCCACAGUCACACAGCCACACUCUCGCACCCGAACGUGCCUGAAGAUGCCACGCAGAUCGCAGCGAUUAAUCUAGUCGUAUCCAGUUUUCCCUGUUUCUGUUUUCUAGGCUAGUUCAAGAAUCUCAGUCAGUGCGCGAGUCUCUGUUUCCAUCCGUCGUCGUCACACGACAUCAAUCUCUGUCUGUGUGAGUGUGUGCGUGGGUACAAAAUCACGACGAACGGUACGUCCUUAAACCAACCCCUAGCCUCCUAUCUCACUUGUAUUCUAUCUAAAAAAAAAAGCAUCCAACACCAACUGUAUUGACCGGAGAGAUUGCUAGACAGGUUACCGUUCCAUUCCGUAUAUGUUUACAUUAGUUGAUUCGAACUGAACCGAUUGCUUCCAUUUGUUUAAAUGAUUUUUUUUUUCUGUUUACCUUCUCACCUCCGCCACUCACUAUUUGUUAAUGCUCGAAGUUCACUUUAAUCACUUGUUAUUAGUCUUCUCUUACUCGCAGUAGAUUAUAUAGUUGACUAGUUUGUUAGAUUUUGUGUUCAUCGAAGUAUCCCCCGCCUGCUUCGACACCGUCAAAUUCGGCGAUUGGUGCUAACGGGCGCGGGAUCAUUUUUCGGUUUGUUAUUGUUUACUCAUACUAGAAAGAGUAGAGGAACGCACUCCGGUAUCCCCACCACAACGGUCACUGUAUGGCUUCGUAAUCUGUAAAUACACAUCGUGUAAUGGUGAAUGACAACCAGAUGAGUAAGCUAAACAAAGCUAAUGUACAAUAUCAAAUUAACGGCAACAACAGAAAGAAGUCGAAUCUGGUCUCGUUUUACACACCUUCUGUCGUAAUGUUACUCUAUUUAGCUUACCAACUAGUUGCUAGUAUAAUCGAGUAAGUAUAUUGCUAAAAACCAAUGUAAACAAACAGUAUGCUUCUCACAGACUUGUCUGAAACUUUGUUGAAACUGACAAUAUUCCUUCGGGUAGGUUUAAGUUUACCUCUAUCCUUAGCAAAGUACGAGUUAUCUCCUUAUUGUUGAAACUAUCGCUAAGCUACACGUCAGAUUUUACAUAUAUUAGUAACGAUUGAGCUCUUUACGACGCUGUUUUCUUUGUUUCCAUUCAUUAAGUAUUGUUUGAUUAUGCAUAAUUCUACAAGAAAGUAAAUAUUGAGAUGAAAGUCUAAAUAUGAAAUUCAACCCAAAACAGCGAAUAUUCAACAAAAAAAAAGAAGACAGAAGAAGUUUACAUAAAAAAGUAUAUAAGUAUAGAUAUAUUUACCAAAACACAAAGGAAAAAUAAAAAAAAACGGCAUAGCAAAUAUAUCGUUAAGUGAACCAACCUUAUCCUAUAUAGAUCGUUGACGGUUGAUGAAAAUCAGCCAAACAAAAAAAUGUGAACUUAUUUACUGUACUCAAAUCCUAAAAUUAACCUUUGGUCAAUCGUAUUAAAUGUCAAUAUUAUAUUUACAAACAUCCAAACGAGCAGUUAAACACUUACCUUGAACAGCUUUGGUUAAACCCGUUGCAAACGCGUUGCACACUGACCGACCAACCAGGCUAUCGUGGAAUGUCAAAACUUCCCAUACAACUUCUUCUAUUCAUUCUUCGCUUCCUUCCUGAACUUCCUGAAAGCAGCCGGCACCGUCGGCGGCCGGAUGUCACCAAGGCAGCCACAAACAAUCGAGUAGGCCUGUUGUGCGAAACGUCGCACGUACACACAUCAGCAGUGCGUCGUUGUUAUUGUUUUGUUUUGCUGGCUGCGUCCUGAGCGAGAAGCGACGAUUUUAACGAAACCAAAAAAAAACCGAUAAGCAACCGAAAUGGAUAAUAAUUUAUUGCGCGUACCCAAAAUGCCCAAAUAUUUUUUGAUAAGCAAAUAGAAAACAGCACGUGAUUGUUUUUCGUCACCAAGUCACAUUCCCGGCGUUGUAGCGAAUUGUAUCUAAAUUUAAGACUGUAUAUAGGAUGCAACAGAAUCCAGAAAUCGGAACAAUAGAAGAAACCAGAGGGAGACAUCACACACACAUACACACACACAUUAAAUAGAAACCGAAUGUAGCGAUAUUUUAUAUGCGAUAAAUGAUGAAAUUUUGCACCGCUAGUCAGAUAUUUAGAUACGCGCCCUUUGUUUGGAUUGAAUCGCGCACUCACACAACUUCUACACAAACACACACAGACACAAACACGCCCGAUGAAAGGAAGGUACACAAACAAACCAAUUUCCGUUUUAAUCAAACUUUGACAAUAGAUGUUUACAACGAUUCUCGUCUCAAAUAGCUUUUGAAUUCUUGGUUAUCUAAUGUUCGAACAAAAAAAACAACAACACAAUUUUAACUGUUCCAUAUAGUGGAAGUAAAACAAAAAUUGUACGCUAAUGAAAGGAAGACAAAAUACAUUCUCUUCUGUUUAGGGUUAAUAGCAUCAGCAACAAUCCUUUGAAGCGAAUCCUCCUACUAUUAUAUAGCUCUAACAAAACUAAAAGGUAAGCAAAAAAGAAGAAAAGUAAUUGUCAAUUUCGAGUUUUCUAAAAACCCUGAAUUAAACAAAAAUGGUACUAAACGAAAAUCCAUUUAGCCAAAUAAAAAGAAAUGUAAACAAACAACAACAACAACAACAACAAAAGCACUAAGGCGAACGGGAGAUGCGGUUACAUGUUAUUUUUCGUUUAAUGUAGUGUUAACUGAAAAAAAAACGCAACGCGAAAUAUAUCUACAUAUUCUGUCACCUGUGUACCCAUUUGCGAAAACAUAGAUUCUCAAUCAAUACUGGAAAAUCAAGCAUAUAUAUUAUUAGCUGCACAAGAAAAAGAGAGAAAUGAAAAAGAGAGAGAGAGAGAGUUGAGAGAGAGUCUCAAUCUCUAGGAAAUCAUAAACCAAUGGAUGUAGAGAACAGAGGAGAACUAAUCAAGCUUCACUUACGUGUUUGAAAUCAUCAAAUUAAGUAAACAAAUGACAUCGGAAACUUGCUGAAAAAAAAAACAUAUUGGAACUAAAGCAACUAUACAAGAACAAAAAAACAAAAUAUUCACAUUAUACUCACUUUACAUACACACAGACACACCCACACAGCUGCAAACUGCAAACAUUCGCGCAUACCGCUAAAGAAAGGAAAAAUGGAAAACCGAAAAAAUCACGCAAUAAAAAGAAAACAAACGAACACUAACUACUGCAGAUGCAAAUCAAGUGAAAUCUCAAAAGCAGAUGAACAAAAUAAACAUAACAAAAAAAAAACAACAGAAAAAAAUGCUCAUACCAUGAGAUGUUAAUUGUUGAGAAGUUAAAUAAAAAUGUAUUGAAAAC
Molecule: messenger RNA, 5831 nt
Organism: Ochlerotatus camptorhynchus
Lineage: Eukaryota; Metazoa; Arthropoda; Insecta; Diptera; Culicidae
Product: probable sodium/potassium/calcium exchanger CG1090
Exons: 4
Coding region: 544-2463 (639 amino acids)
Biological process (GO): calcium ion transmembrane transport; intracellular calcium ion homeostasis
Cellular component (GO): plasma membrane
Molecular function (GO): calcium channel activity; calcium, potassium:sodium antiporter activity
Source: RefSeq, a predicted model, not a curated record